Molecule: messenger RNA, 824 nt
Organism: Chilo suppressalis (striped riceborer)
Lineage: Eukaryota; Metazoa; Arthropoda; Insecta; Lepidoptera; Crambidae
Source: the annotation of a GenBank genome assembly
GCCCUAUGCUAUGUUACUAUGCCUCUUCUAAUGGAAGAAAUUAAAAAAUAACAAAUCAGCUGAUCGCGGUGUAUUUUUACAAUUCUGUCAAACCAAAAACAAAUCGUUUUCUUCGAGCUAAACUAAAUCUUCACAAAAAAAGAAUUGAAAUAAACAAAUAAUUGUAUUGGCAUAAUCAUACAUGCGGAGAAACUUCAUGGUGUUUACAAAUUUUCUGCAGUGUUAAAGCUACCUUUACACAUUGGCAGAAUAGUGUGAAACGUAAGCCUUGACAAAGAAAACAUACAAUUUUAGUAUUUACAAUAAAUAUUAAAAUGAAGAAAGUGCAAGGCAACGACUCAUUCCAACGCAUAAAUUAUCUGUAUCAAGUUAGUAAAUAUAUAUCUGAAAAAAAUCCAGCACUAUCAUCAUACUACGGCAAUCUUAUCGUGAGCAUUGCCAAGAAGAAUGUUCUGAAAAUACAUCCUGAUAUCAAAAGGCAGAUGUGCAAAAAAUGCAGGUGUACACUUAUUCAUAAUGUUACCAGUACAAAAAAAAUUAAAAGGAAAAACAAAUCAAAGAUUAUUGAAUGGGUUUGCAGUAUCUGUGAUACAAAGAAAGCACUCCCAAUAGAUAAAAAUAAAGAUCAUAUAUUGUGGGUUGAUAAGUCAGAAGCUGUUGUGGAGAUAAUAAACUAAUCAAGUUUUUUAUUCUUUGUUUAAAUCAUUAAAUAGAAGUAUUAUGUUUAAAUACAUUGCACUUUAAUAUAUUUUAUGUACACACUGGCCUAUGCUCUCACCAACUAGUGUAGCAACUAUUCCUACACAGACAAAGAAAUUUAGUGU